Messenger RNA from Zea mays, 1428 nucleotides. RefSeq lists its product as uncharacterized. Bases 256 to 639 code for a protein of 127 amino acids. Gene Ontology annotation, cellular component: membrane. The record is from RefSeq and is a predicted model, not a curated record. Gene Ontology annotation, biological process: protein ubiquitination. The transcript is spliced from 2 exons. Lineage: Eukaryota; Viridiplantae; Streptophyta; Magnoliopsida; Poales; Poaceae. Gene Ontology annotation, molecular function: zinc ion binding; ubiquitin-protein transferase activity.
AGCACUUUGGCAGGAGUGGAAGCUAUUCAUUUCAAUAUUUCAUUGCCCAUGCCCCACGAACCCAAUCACUCACCCAUCAUUGGACCCCAUUAAUAAAUAAACAAACAAACCGCAAGGCUGCCUCGUUUUUGUUGUAUUUCUUCUCCCCUCUUCUUGUUCUUGCAGUUGUUGGUGUCCUCGGAGCUAAAAAAAAGCCCCCCCGCCUUUUGGCUCAUUGUCAGACUUUGCCACCUGCUCCAAGAAAGCUUCUUGGAGAUGGUGCGCGCCGAGAAGCUCGCCGGCGAUGGCUGCUCCGGCGGCGAAGGCCAAGUGGAGGUGGAGGUCGGCAUGGGGAUGGACGGGAAGGGGGUCACAGAGUGCCGGAUAUGCCAGGAGGAGGGGAAGGAGGCCGCUAUGGACUCACCCUGCGCCUGCACUGGCGCUAUGGACUACCAUGUCGUCGUCCCUGCUGAGACUGAGAUGGUGUGGUCUGCUUCUGUUUUGAGUGUCGUGUGCUUGCUUCUGUUUGAUUUUGAUCGCAAGACUCCUUUUUCUUCUUUCGUUCAGGCGACUCUUCAGUUCACCGGAUUCUUUCUGCCUUGCUAUGUAAUAGCUCGCUCUUGCUACGCUUUGCAGCACCGGAAACGAAGACAGCUGUAAGAGACUGACGUUUAUUUACUACUGGAACCCUGUGCUGCUUCUUGCAAGGGGAGUCUCAAGUACAUGCGCAGUGGUCUGUCUAUCCUACAGAGGGGACAGUCCUAACUUGUUGUGCUGCCUAUCUCUACGUACAGGUAUAGGGGUGAGGGAUUAACCUGAACCUUGAAGGCGAGCGAAGAGAGAGGAUGCAUCGCGAAGUGAGCUUCCCGUUGUUGCUUGGAGUCGCCGCAAAACAUUAGGUGAUUGAGCUGCCUCAAAUGUACAUACACAAGAGAGGAGAAUAGGGGACCUUUUUAUUAUUAUUUUUACAGCUGGAAAGGAAGGGAAAUGUAGACCUCACACAUUUCUACUGCAAAUAAAAGAACAACCGCCCGUCGACCUCCCAAGUUCAUGUGCUCGAUUUGAGAUGGCUAGCUCGGGCGGCGGCGGCGGCUGCUGCUGCUGUGCAAGUGCGUAGAGAGGAGGGAGGUUUCUGAAUCGGACAAGACGUCGUCGAGUCACGGUUUUCAGUUGCUGCGUGUGUUGUUAUACUGCCAACGCCGCCGGUGUGUUGUUAUGCAUGCCACGUGGACGUGCUCGACGACCGACCACGGUAGGACUUCGCCGCCACCGCCGACGUUGCAUGCGAAGAAGCAGCUGGAGUGGGCCUGUCCCUGGGAGCUCGCGAAAAUACACGAGAGGUGAGAGCACCACCUUCACGCCUACAUGACAUUACUGCAAGAGCAAGGAUGAUUGGAAGCAGACAACAUAUAAAGGAUUAUAUGAAAUGAUUCGGUCAGACAGUUCUUA